ACUCUUGCAAUGAAUGAAAUUUUUAAUCAUUUGAUAUUCAUACACCAUUUAACAGGAGUAAGAUCAUUUCCAAUUACUGAGUAUAUUUCAUCGGAGCUCGCCGGAGUAUUUUGGCCGGAGCUUUUAUGAAACCGGGAAGAAAGACAAUAGAAGUACAGAACUGAGAAGCACCCGACCCAACCCGACAAAAUCCCCUUUCUCAACAAACCCUAGAGUAGUCAUUCGAAAUUCAAUUUUAGGGAUUUUAAGGCUCAUUUCACGCUUAACAAAUGGAUAUCGAUAUUUCCCGUUGGAUUCUUGAAUUCAUCCUCCGGCAACCGCUCGACGACAGCAUACUCAACGCUUUAGUUCACACUCUUCCCCUUCCAAACGAUAAUUUGAACCUCAAAAAAGCCCUUAUCCUCAGAAAACUCGAAUCCGAGAUUUCUAACAGUUCAGUUACUGAGAAAAUCCUCGAACUUCUGGAACUAUUCGAGGAACUAGAUCAUCAAGAAGGAAUUGAAACUUUAAAGGAAAUGAAAUCCGCGUAUUGUGCGGUGGCAGUGGAAUGCACGGUGAAAUUUUUGAAUCAAAAAGGAGCGGAAAGUGAUAAAGGAAAGUAUUUUGAAGCGGUAAAGAGGAUAUGGAAAAAGAGAAUUAAUUUAAUGGAAAAAAUAGAGAAUGUAGGUUUCGUAUGUGAAGAGUUAUGGGAUUGGAGGGAUGAAAUAGAAGCAGCGUUAUGGGAAGAUAAGUGUUGUGACAAUGUGAUAAGGAGAAGUAAAGGCAUAUUUCCUGUUGAGGCGGUUGAGGUUUUCGUUAGAGAAGCUAAAGAGAGAAUUGGGCCUCCUUUUCUUGAUGUUGUGGCGGAGACUUACAGGAGUGAUGAUGCGGUGAGGGAAUUUUUUGGAGGGGUGAACGAACAAGGGACUUGCAGGAAUAGUGUCAGAGAAGUGCGCAAAGGAAAUGCAUUGCCCAGGCAGAAGCAUGUUGCUUUCAGACGCACCAGAGGAGCAUCAGCUGGGACAUGUGGAGGUGUUAGGAUCAGUGACUCUAUUGAGUUGGGACUUGAUGCAUCUGGUGGACAGGACAGCUUCCUGCCUACGCCUGAAAUCGAGAAAGCACAGGAAGCACUUAAAUUGAGUUCGAAGGAGCUGCGUGCUAUGGUGAAGGAUCCUCUACCCGAUGCACUACAGUUUGCUGAGACUCUGUCUUCUUUGGUGAGGGAUCAUAUGGGUCAUCAGCCUGCCGAAAAUAACAGUGACAGAGCUCCUCAUCCAGUGGUUGCCAGUAGCAGAAUGGAUCAAGCUAAUGGAGAGAAUUGUGAGGCAAAUUGUCAUCCUAGUGCUGCAUCCAAGCCAGACCUAAUGAACCGAAAGAGUGCUGCCCAUACAUCUGAGCGGGACGAAUCAGCAGAUGAGUUAAAUGAAGGAUCACCAAGUGGUGUGAGGAGGUUUACAUUACCUAGCCCGAAGAGGACGGAAAUCUCUCCCUUGAAGAAAUAUGAAUUUAAAAAAUUUACCACGAGGAGAAAGCCCACGAAAUGGAGUGCAUUGGAAGAAGACACCUUGAGAACUGGUGUACAGAAGUAUGGUUCCGGAAACUGGACGCACAUCUUAAAUACUUAUCGUGACAUAUUUGUAGUGAGGACUGCGGGUGACUUGAAGGACAAGUGGAGAAACAUGAUGUCGUAGAGAUUUAUUUUGAAGAAAUUUGCUAACAUAUGUGCCUUUUGUUUUGUUUAGCAGAGGUAUGGCCUUGUAUAUAUUUUUUGUAUCAUGUAAAUGUCAAGCUGUUCCUAUGUAUCUUGUUCGAUGCAUAAAAUUUCAGAUGAAUAUUGUUGUAUAUCAUUCAUGGAAAGUGACAACAAAAAAAAGCUAUCAAGGGUCUGCCCAAAUUUUGUUGCAGAAUUUGUUUUUUGUCUGCCUUUAUUUUUGCAUGAAAAGCUUAUGGUCCCCAACCUCUCCUAAUUCCUCAUCACACCCAGAAGAUAAGAGGAGGAGCAGCCUUGUUUUGCUGACAUUUUGAAGUAGAUGUGCCACUUGUUUUAAAAAGAAGACGACAACAAGCCCGAAAUAUGUUUUCUUUCAUUCAUUUCUUACCAUCAGCUUUCAGUGUCCUUUAGCUUCACAAUUUAAUACAACAGGCUACCUUCACAGAGUAUCUCAAUUCUCAACAGAUGCAAAGGCUGGAUUAUUACUAUGAAAGAUGAGUACCGUCUGCCUCGAUUACUUCUGGGUUGCAGUGUGGUGGUUCCAUCGAAUUCUAAAAGCAGCUCAAGCCAAUCCUAUAAUGGUAACUCGAUUUUAAACAGCUAUCUGCUAAUAGUUCUUGCAGCUCUGCUACUUGCUCUGCUAUGUGCCCUUGACCUGAGGGCAAUCAUACGUUCUGUUUUACGAUACAACACGAGAUUUCCCUUAGAGUCCACAGAAGCUGCUACGUCACAUUUGGCAUCCAAUGGAUUGGACAAGGGUGAGUUGAAAAAGAUAGCAGUGAUGGUUUACGAGCCAGGAAUGAGGACGUUUUCUGCUACAGAUUGUCCAAUAUGCCUCGGAGAAUUUGAACAAGGAGAAAAGUUGAGAAUGUUGCCAAGAUGCAAUCAUGGCUUUCAUGUCAAGUGCAUCGAUGAAUGGUUUUCGUCGCAUUCAUCGUGUCCAACUUGCAGGCAACCAUUGGUUCUACACGAUGUUGAAUCCAAAACUUAGACGUUGCGGAGUUUGAGUUGAGCUAAAGAAUGAGUUUUAAAAUGUAUAUCUAACUGUCUAUAUCUGUUAUCUGCACAUAUAUAUGGUAUUCGACCGUAAGUAUGGAGUUCAAAUAUCUCAAUAAUCAAUCUUAGUUGAAAUCAA
Molecule: messenger RNA, 2825 nt
Organism: Nicotiana tabacum (common tobacco)
Lineage: Eukaryota; Viridiplantae; Streptophyta; Magnoliopsida; Solanales; Solanaceae
Source: RefSeq, a predicted model, not a curated record